Molecule: messenger RNA, 3696 nt
Organism: Xiphias gladius (swordfish)
Lineage: Eukaryota; Metazoa; Chordata; Actinopteri; Istiophoriformes; Xiphiidae
Exons: 9
Coding region: 27-3602 (1191 amino acids)
Biological process (GO): microtubule-based movement
Molecular function (GO): microtubule motor activity; microtubule binding; ATP binding
Source: RefSeq, a predicted model, not a curated record
AGACAGGUGCCGGAAAGACUCACACCAUGUUGGGUUCAUCCCCCAGGAAACCAGGGUUGUAUGCACUUGCAGUCCGGGACAUUUUUGCUCACCUGUCCACCACACGCAUGCACUCACCCCUGCUGGUGUAUGUCAGUUUCUUUGAAAUUUACUGUGGUCAGCUGUAUGACCUGUUGGACCACAGAAAAAGGUUAUUUGCCAGGGAGGAUGGACAGAAGGUGGUUCACAUUGCAGGGCUGCGUGAUGUCAGGGUGGACUCAGUCAGCUCACUGCUGGAGGUGAUUUCACAUGGUACAGAGGAGCGCACACAGGGGAUGAGUGGAGUGAAUCCUCUCUCUUCUCGUUCUCAUGCCUUGCUUCAGAUUCAGCUUAGAGGUCCAAACCAGCAGAUAGCUGGCAGAAUGUGGUUUGUGGACCUGGCAGGAAGUGAGAGGGCAUCAGAUACCAAAGAACCAGACAGGCAAAGUCGUAUGGAGGGAGCUGAGAUCAACCAGAGUCUGUUGGCUCUUAAAGAAUGUAUUCGGUCCCUUGAUCAAGAGCAAUCACACACACCUUUCAGACAAAGCAAACUUACUCAGGUUUUGAAAGACUCAUUUGUUGGUGAUUCAAUGACAUGCAUGAUUGCCAACAUUUCACCUGGUCACUUAGCAACCGAACACACACUUAAUACACUGAGAUACGCUGAUCGGGUGAAGGAGUUGAGGGGACAAGGAAGACCAAGAGGGGGGAGAAUAGGCAAGGCAUUACCGUCCCCCAAACAUAACCUAUUCAACAGCUACAGCAGCACCUAUAGCAGUGUUGGCACCCGAGGGAAAAGUCCCCCUAAAAAGCACAAGUUAGGGAGACGAAGAGAGGCUUUUGGUCCAACUACACCUGACACAAGGUUGCCCACUGGGGAUGCAAUUCUCUGCUCCACACCCAAGAACAGCAGACGGGGAGCGGAAACAAGUCCAAGGGGCAGAAAAGGGAUUGGACUUGAACAUAUUACACCAGUUGGAGGCUGGCUGGGAAUGGGUGAUAAGAGGCACGGGAGGGAGGAGGAAGGUGAAAGAAAAGGUAGGAAAAGAGAAAAUGAAAGGUAUGGAACAACUAACAGUCAGUCUCUUAGUGACCAAAACACCAGGAAAGGGCUGGUGUUGGGACAUCCAAAAGAUGAGCAGCUGCACUUGUGGGAGGUACAAAAAUCCUUAAGUCAAAGGGAAUCUGGAAUCUGCCACAGAGUAAAAGAGAACCAGCAAAGCACUGUGAAAGGGGGCAGAGAGGAGGAAAGAAGAUGGAUACAAAAGCGAAGACAAGUAGAAAGCAGUAGAGACAUGUGUAGUGACGUAGAUAGGCUAAGGGAAAGAGAUUCUGCUGAAAGGGAUAAGGAGAGGCAGAGGCAUCUGAGACGGUAUCACAAGCAGCUGCAGCAGUUUAUGCCCUCAUCUGUUUCCUCAUCUGUCAGUCUCUUCUCAUCUUCUACAUGUCCGUCUAUCUCUUCAUCUAAUCAGGCCUCUCUCUCUUCCUCUGUCUCUCCAUCUUCCUGUUCUUCUCUCCGACACUCUUCCCAUCUCCCAGCUUCUGCCCGCACGUAUCAUGGUUUGGAAGAGGUUUUAGAUGCGUACAGAGCUGGGGUUGAUGUUAGGGCUGAUUGUAAUAGAGGACAGUUGCCUUUUCCCAGUGGUGAGAUUAGCUUAAAACCGGAAAAUUCUCCAUGCUGCAAUUACAACAAUGAUGAGGAUGCUCAUGGUGACGCUGGUGGGGUUGGUGAAGACUGGAGGGUAUCUUGGGAGGGAACAGAGGCAAGGUUUGGACAAGACAAGGAGAGGAGGUCAGUGGAGGCAACAGGUGAAGCAAGAGUAAGGGGAGAAGAUAGGAGGCCAGCUGGGAUGGAAGGGGGAGAGAGGAGGGUGGCAACAACAGACACAGACGAAGCAGAUAGAAUGACAUGUGCAAUGCCAAGUAAUUUAGUGGCACAAGUGUCUUACGGCUGUCAUUCAGAAGACAGACCACAAGUGUGUGACGAAGGACUGGAUCCCUCGGAUGACCCAGCUGAUGGAGUGUGGAGUAAUGUCAGCUAUAGUUUAGUGUCCACCCACAGCAACAGUGACAGCAACCGCCUCUUUAACCACCCUCCUUUUGAGUCACCGCAUCAGCGAGCUCCAGCAGAACGACCCCUCUCCCCAGCCUCUGAACAUAUCAACACACUCCUGACCCCAAACAAACUAAGUGAUCUCUCUCUUGAAUCAAAACAUACCAGAUGCCUCUCCAACACCCCACCUCUACCACUGCAAAAUACCCAAUUUUCAAAUGCUCUGUCGACCACACUACCUCUCUCUACUUCGAUCACACAUAUUGGAUAUAAAAUAUGUGCUGAUCCCCUUAACAAACUAUCUGAAAAUCCAUCUUAUACUCAGGUAAACAACCAUCCAGAAGUCAAAGCCAAAAUGUCUGUUUUACCUCAAGAUGAGACUUAUGCAGAUUCUCUUAGCUACAUAAUGGACCCCCUCAGCAUCUCAUUGCUUCAGGUGGACCAACAGGUCGCCACAGCCUCGUUCCUCCAAGAGGGACAGAACACCCCCUCACUCUGUCUGCUUCACAAUGAAAGGGGAAAAGAUGACAGGAGGCAAGUUGAAAAAGAGUGUCACACAUGUGCAGAGAUGGCAGGGAAAGUUGUAGAGGACGAGGGCAUAGAAUUUCGUCUGUCCCUUUUGGAGCUGCCACAAGCAAAGACCCACUGCCCUCUCACCUCUGACACCAAGACAGCUAUGAAUCACACUGAGCGAGGAAAAGACACAUGUUGUGCCACAUAUGAACAAUGUGGAAUGGGUAAGUGUGAGUUCUCUGAGUGUGUGUACAAACUAGUGCUUAAAAAUAUGUAUGUGAACACAUUUUUAUCUUGUCCAGGUACGACGAAACUUCCUUUGCCUGAAGUGAUGCUGGUUUCUCUACAGGACCAAGAGAACAGUCAGAAACCCCAAACCAUGCCAGUCCUUGGCAACGAAGCCCCUGCAUCGCCACUUAAAGCCUGUACUUCUAUGCAAACGUCUGUUGUGCAUUCCAUCUCACCCUCUGCCCGGUACUCCAGGAACACUGACUCACCCAGCUCACACAAUCUAAUCCCAAAUGGUGCCACACAAAUGCCAACAGAAUACGCACACAACAUGUACAACAAACCUGCCUUUUCCAUUUCAACACCGUCAGAAAGUGUCUUAGGCCAGUGUGACACGGUACAUUCAAACCAUUCCAGCGAUUCAAGCAACUCACUCCCACCAAACAUUCCUGCAAAGUCAAACGGUCAAGAAAGCCCCAGCAAUCAGCAAAUUAGACCCAUAAUCCAUCUGUCUACCCUGGAAGACUUGGAUCAUGCCCAGUGGCGUGUUGUCCAGGCCCACUGGGAACAGCUAGAGGAGAUGGAAGCUUUAUGUCAUAAAGAAGGAACACUUCUUUGCCAGCAACCUGAUAUGGCAUUUGGGGAGUAUGUCCACAAGCUGGAAGAGAUCAUGGAGAGAAAGGCUUGGUGUGUCCACAGCAUGAGAGCUCAGCUGCAGCCAUAUCUGAAUCCCAGUCAUUCUAACCAACCACACAACCAAGGAGAAGACAAUAACAAUCCAAUUACUUGAAUUAAUAAAGUUAAUAAGCAGAAAUAUUGCCAUUGGACAAAUAUCACUUGAUGUGUCUAACAAGAGAUGUGCUACAUGAGGGUUCCCACAGGGG